This is a messenger RNA of Phasianus colchicus (ring-necked pheasant), 1411 nucleotides long. It is a transcript of the gene CABYR, whose product is annotated as calcium binding tyrosine phosphorylation regulated. The record is from RefSeq and is a predicted model, not a curated record. Gene Ontology annotation, molecular function: calcium ion binding. Gene Ontology annotation, biological process: sperm capacitation. Gene Ontology annotation, cellular component: sperm fibrous sheath; cytoplasm. NCBI's taxonomy places the organism in Eukaryota, Metazoa, Chordata, Aves, Galliformes, Phasianidae.
ACUGUGACAUCACACUCUGCUCAGCCCUGGGCAGGGGAGGCUGCAGUGGGAGCAGGUACCAGGGUGGUGUGGGGAUGGCAGGGGUGCCCUGAAAACCCUUGCUUUAAGAUGAGAAGCUGUGAGCCAGCCUCAGUGUGUGACAAUGGAGCCUCCAGACAGUGUUCUGAGCUGCCUCAAGACUUUGCUGGAGGGUGUGAGCAGAGCUGUCAUAAAACAGAAACCAGAAGACAUUGCUGGGUUUUUAGCUUCCUAUUUCCAAGACUUUAUUGACUUCCAAAAAGAGAAUCCAGAUUUGGUUUUAACAGAAGUGGUUGAAAAAUUUGAUCUCAAGCAGGAAACUUGGAAUGAGGAACUGGAAGAGAAGACAUCAAAUUAUAAUGAGGCUUUGCUUUUUACUGAGUCCCAGAGAAAGGAAUCGUGUACAGACAGAGGGGAAGAUCCUCUUGAAGAUCUCACUUCACGUAGCUCCAGAAUAACUCUGUGCCCAUCACCAGCCAGUUCCACUCCAGAAAUUACACACCCCACUGGACCUGAAGGAGCUUUAUCCCCUGAGGGAUCUGAACUUGAGUAUGUGCCUUCUGACCCUGCACAGCUCCCUGCCCCUGUGGAAGACAGCAGCGAUUCUGUUUGUCUUGUGAGGGAUGUGGCAACCACUGUGCAGACUCUUCAGGAAGAUGUUUCUGCUGCCUCAGCAGCUGAGGCUUCUAGGUCACAACUAGGAGUGCGGCCUUGGUCUUCCAUGAGUGGAGAAGUAGGACCCUCAGACACCCAGAUCUUUGUCUUAACAACUGAUAUCAAUCAGGUUUCCUCAGUCUUCCUGCAGGAAGGACUCUCACCUCUUCCACCACCACCUCCUUGUAAAGAAGAGGUUGCUCCGCCUUCCUGUAGUGCAGCUGAGGCCAUCUCAACCACUGAUAAACUGAUAAUGGAUGCAGAGGUUCCUUCCUACAUGCAGCAGUUUCCAGAUAAAAUAAUCAUUUCCUUUAGUGGACAAGCUCUUUCUUCUGUAAAGCUGUCAUUAAAUGCAGGCCAGGUCUCAUUUCUGGUUGCUAAUGAUGCAGCGUUCCAGCCUGAGCAAACGGAAGGCAUAGCACCGAUGGAAUCAGCUGAGCAAGCUUGUUGCUUCAGAGUGGAAUGUUCCAUUCUGGAUGACAUGCUGAAGAACUGACACAACAGCUCUCAAAAUCGCUUAACAGCUGGGCAACUUUGAGGGUAAGACUUGAAAUGCUGGCCACAGUGAAGACCUGAGUGCAGAAGCGAUGAGGUAUCCAAUUUUUGCCCUUACCAUAAGAACCAGGCAAAGCACAGCCAAAAAAAAAGCAUUUCUCCUCAUCUGUGCAGAUGUCUCCAGUACCGCUGCCCUACCUGGGUAAUUCUAGUUGCACACAGAAUAAAAACAGAAAGCAUCUCA